Molecule: messenger RNA, 986 nt
Organism: Bolinopsis microptera
Lineage: Eukaryota; Metazoa; Ctenophora; Tentaculata; Lobata; Bolinopsidae
Product: heme oxygenase 1-like
Exons: 5
Coding region: 31-753 (240 amino acids)
Biological process (GO): heme oxidation
Molecular function (GO): heme oxygenase (decyclizing) activity
Source: RefSeq, a predicted model, not a curated record
UACAUAUUAUUAGUGAUUGGUAAUGGUACGAUGGAGUUUACGGAAGAAUUGAAAGUCAAAUCUCAAGAUGUUCACAAUGUGUCAGACAAAUUGUUCAACUCUGCCCUAGCAAUUGCUCUUGCAGACCGGGCAGUGUACAGAAUGGCAGUUUAUCGGUUUUAUCAUGUCUUCCUUAUGAUCGAAGAUAAACUUGAAGACUUACAUUAUGACAGUGAUUCUCUGAAAUCCCUUUAUUUUCCCAAUCUGUUCAGAGCACCUGAAUUUGAAGAGGAUGUGCAGUUUUUCUAUCCAGAUGGAAUACCUGAAGAGUUGUCACCUGUAUUGGAAGAGUACAAAGCCAAUAUUGACAAAGACACAGAAAAAGAUCCCGCUAAUCUCAUCGGCUACCUGCAGACAAUGCAACUUGCUAUACUAUCAGGAGGAAGCAUCUUGAGACCCAUGAUAGUAAAGGUUCUUGGCUUAAAGGACAAUUAUCCGCUAGGAGUCAAGGCGCUGGAUUGGCCGGAAGGUUUCAGUCUAACAAAAGCAAAGACACAAUACAAAGAGAAACUCAACUCCCUGGAGCUGACACGAGAGCAGAAGGACAGUAUAAUAAGUAUUAAAAUGAAAGUUUUCCAGCUUAAUAAUAAGCUCAUAAAGGAAGUGACACACUCAAAACAGAGUAAAGAUGUCGCGUGGAAAUACUUGGAGAGGAUCCUUUUCGUUUUGUGCCUGAUCAUAGCUUUCCUUUUAUUUUGGUAUAUGCGAAAAUAACUCGAACACUCUUAAACUUACAACUCACAACCGUUCAGUGUUGAUUGUUGCAUUCAGGCGACAGAAAAAUGUUUAAUUAAGCGAUUUAUUUAUUUGCAAGUUACAAUAAUUUUUGAAAGAUUUGCUGUGAAAAUCGUUUCAAGAUUAUGCCUUGAUUUAUAGAUGAAUAAUUUAUGUUUGAAUUUCUAUAUUUAAACGUGGCCCGAUAUACCCGUACCCCCAUGAUGCAUAUA